Messenger RNA from Leucoraja erinaceus (little skate), 4158 nucleotides. Its product is annotated as zinc transporter ZIP6-like. Gene Ontology annotation, cellular component: membrane. The record is from RefSeq and is a predicted model, not a curated record. The transcript has 10 exons. Gene Ontology annotation, molecular function: zinc ion transmembrane transporter activity. The coding region runs from base 16 to 2274 and encodes 752 amino acids. Gene Ontology annotation, biological process: intracellular zinc ion homeostasis; zinc ion import across plasma membrane. NCBI's taxonomy places the organism in Eukaryota, Metazoa, Chordata, Chondrichthyes, Rajiformes, Rajidae.
GGGCCGAAGGACACUAUGACUUUUGGAUUUGGGGCACCCCACUUGAGGAAGUGUGAAAAGGAAGGGGUGAUGGCAGGGGGGAGGGUUCUCGCUGUCGGUCUCACAUGUGCCUGCCUGCUGACCUUCCUGUGGGACGGGUGCAAUAGCCUGGGCGACCACGAUCCCCAGUGCACAACGCACAGUGAGCACGGUCACGCACAGCGGCCUGAUCCGACCAUCACCGCCAUGGACAGGUACAAGGCCGUGUUUGAACAGAAAUACUACCUGCACAAGCUCUUCAACCAGUAUGGAGAAAAUGGCACCCUGACCGUGGAGGGAUUGGAGAAGCUGCUGUGUAACAUUGGGGUGGGGGGAGUCCGGACCAUGGUGACCAAAGGCGAGCACUUUGACCACGUCACCAAGAAACGCACGGUAUUAGCAGAAGGGACCAUUCGUCGCCACUGCUGUCCCGGCUGCCGGCAGAUCCAGCUGAGAAUCGGCCUGCAGACCACCCCAAGAGAGGCUGGGCGUUUUCCAAAGCACGUCAACGUAUCCGGGACGGAUGCCCAGAGCGGCUCCGGCGCACACGCCCACUCAGUCCCGCCCGGCGACAGAUCGGGAAGGAAGCAGCGCGCACGGCCGGCCCGCAGCCCUCCGACCGCCAGCUCCCCUCCCACCGGGCCAUCUGCGGUGCUCGAGCUCAGGGGGCAGCUCGGCACAACGGCCGGGUACAUCACCAACACAGGGGGACAACUGCCGCCUGAUUCUACCCACAAUACUGUAGGAGAGCUACGCAGAAAAAACAAUCAGCUUGUGGACCAUGGAGAUAAAGACCCGAGCAAAGAAGAGUGCCUGAAUGCAGACAAGAUACUCUCAUCCCAUGGAAUGCACCCACAUGCGACUCUGAGUGCUGAGCAGUUCAGCUACCUUUGCCCAGCGCUUCUGGAUCAGAUCGAAAGCAAGGCAUGCAUUGCACAUGAACCCGGAGAGAAAUAUUCUGCUUACUCCGUUGGGGCAGCAUGGAUUGGCGGUUUCAUAUCUGUCACAAUCAUCAGUCUGCUAUCUCUAUUGGGCAUCAUCUUUAUGCCUUUAAUGAAUAAGGCAUUCUUCAAGUUUCUCUUGACAUUUUUGGUUGCUUUGGCUGUCGGGACAUUGAGCGGGGAUGCGUUUUUACAUCUCUUGCCACAUUCUCAAGGCUUUCAUCACCACAGCAGUGAGCAGCAUGAACGUCCUGAAGAAGGCAACGACCACUUGAAUUAUGUGUGGAAGGGGCUCACUGCCCUUGGGGGCCUGUACUUUAUGUUUCUUAUCGAACAUCUGAUAACGUUAAUUAAAUUGUACAAAGGGAAAAGGAAGCAGAAGAAAUCUAACCAGGAUGAACAAGACGUGGAUCUUGACAGAAAUGCAGAACCCCUUGAGUCACAACAAUUAUCCAAGGAUGAAAACGCAUAUGUAAAAAAUGUUGCAGAACCUGUACCACCCAUAGACCCCGAAGACUAUGUAGUUGAAUCCAAGGAUCAGUCAAAUCUUCCCUCCCUGGAUUACAGUCAAAAUUCACUGACUCCAGAACAAGAAGUUAUGAUUGCCCCUCCAAACCCAGAAGGAAAUUACAGCCCGUAUGUGCCGAGAGGGUGCGAAAACAAGUGCCACUCUCACUUCCAUGACACCAUAGGAAACGCUGAUGACUCCCACCACCACCACCACCGUUACCAUCACAUUCUGCACCACCACCACCACCAGGACCACCACCCCCAUAAUCAUGGCCACUACUAUUUCCAGGAGGACCUGAAGGAUGCAGGAAUAGCAACUCUGGCGUGGAUGGUGAUAAUGGGUGACGGGCUUCACAACUUCAGCGACGGUUUAGCCAUUGGAGCUGCUUUUACUGGAGGCUUGUCUAGUGGAUUGAGUACAUCUGUUGCGGUUUUCUGUCAUGAACUACCACACGAGCUGGGUGAUUUUGCUGUGCUGUUGAAGGCUGGAAUGACCAUCAAGCAAGCUAUUCUGUAUAAUAUGUUAUCUGCUUUGUUGGGAUACCUGGGCAUGAUAACAGGCACAGCCAUUGGACAUUAUGCUGAAAAUGUCUCCACUUGGAUCUUUGCAAUUACUGCUGGUUUGUUCUUGUACGUGGCCCUGGUUGAUAUGGUUCCGGAAAUGCUUCAUAGUGAUGCUGGUAACCAUGACUACAGCCAUGGAGCUAGCUUCCUGCUUCAGAAUGCAGGAAUACUCCUGGGAUUUGGUAUCAUGUUGCUUAUUGCUGUGUUUGAACAUAAAAUCUUGUCAAUUGUGAAACUGUGAUAAAAUUGGUUGUAUCUUAAACCAGUUGGUAUUCAUAAUUACUAGAUUUAGAUUUAUUUAUUUGUUUAGUGUGGGUUAUUUUGCGAUGAUGAGUGUAAUAGAUUGGUACAUGGUGAUCUGCAAUAGAAGCCUCACAACAGCUCCGCCAAAUCCACCUCCCAGUUGCCCCCAUCUCCUCUCCAGGCCUAAACCUUUAUUUUGCACCCAACUCAUGACCUAACCUCCAGUUUUCCCUACAUCUUUGCAAGUUUUUGCUUAAGCGGGUAGCUUAAGUCUUAUCGCCACACUGAGACCAGCAUCUUGAAGGAAUGAGGGAAGUAGGAAUAUAAACUUGCAGCGCUGAAAGGGGGUGGGAAUAUCUUCUGACCUGCAGAAUUUCCCUGAAGUCGGUGGAAUGAAAUGUCAGGCCUUGCGCUCAGUGGAAAGCUGUAACUUUACCGCUUGGCACCUUGAGUAAGUGUAGUUUUCACCCACCCCACACCCAUCACCACAAUUAGUUGAUUUUGCACGUUCUGCAUUUGUAACUCGGCCUUUUGCCCUACGGCAGCUGUUGAUCUUUGGUUAAGUCACAUUGCUGUAUGUAAUCCACAUUUAAAAAUGAAGUAUUAAGUAUGAAUUCACUAAUGUGAGAGGUACAAACAGAAUUGGUUAAUGGCCACCUUAGAUAAUCAGUUGAGUGUGGACAUGGGUUUAGUGAUAACCAGGGAGGAAGCUGAAUGCCAAAUAAAUAGAAAGGUAGAAAUCCCCAAAAGCAUGGCAAAGGGAGAACCAAAAGCAAGUUACAGGAGCAAUUAUAUUUUCUAUGAAAUCCCACAGGAUAAUUCAGCUAGCUACCUUUUAUCAUCUACCAAUUUCAUUGCUGUUCACUUUCCAUGUGUUCCCAAGGUUUUAUUUCCUUGGUUACAACAGUGUGGGGGAGUUAAUUCAUUCCAAUAGUUGCUUUGAUACUUUCCUAUUGAGAAGCAGUUGACCAAAUCCUGCAGGCUUUGUGUUAAAAUUGUUGUUACAAGAUGCAUUGCAGCCUGUAUGUUACAUAGGAUUUCAAUCGACUAUAUAGAUGUGUUACAGCUGUUAAAAGAUGCAUUACAUGUGUAACGUAUAUGUGGGGUGGUAUUGUGCAUGUGUAAUUUAUGGGUGGUAGGCUGUUUUAUUCAAUAAAUACUGUUAUUUUUGUUUGAUAAUGCCCUAGAUUGUAGAUUUAGCUUUUGUGCCUAUUUAGUGUUGUGAACUGUUACAAAUGGGACUGGCUCUUCCAUACUGUUCUCCGCCUCGGGACACCCCAAAGCACUUUACAGCCAAUUAAGUACUUUUGAAGUAACCCAGCAAGAUCGCACAAAUAGUAAAGCGACAAUGACCAGCCUAAAUAAUGGUAUUAUUUACAGGUCUCUCCUGCAGAUGCUAAUUCAGCCAUUGUGCUACUGUUGGUUCAAAUGGACCCUACAAGUUGUAUCUACAUACGCUAUUGUGUAAAAUAUGUUCUGAAAUGCAAAGUCUACACCUGAAAGGCAAAGUAUAUUUGCAAUAAUUUUUAUGAUCUAUAUGCAACAUAAGUGUUCACACCCACUCUACAAUAAUGUAUUUUAUUUUGUAAUAAGUCAUUGUUCCUGACAAAAGGCAACCGAGCUAUUUAUGAAGAAAAAUUCAUGUAUUCCAUGACUUGAAAAUAAAAUGUUGAAGUAGCGCUUACUGGCGAGGACGGGAUGUGCUUUUACGAUGAGAUAUUGCUGUCGAAUUUCUCCUGUGAGCUUUCGAUCGAAAAAACUACAGUGAGAAAACAUUGAAGGUACAAAGGGUUGUUAAAUGUGUGUGUGCUUGAUAAGGUUGUAGUCCGUUGUAUUUGGCGAAUCUUGUAAUUUUUGAACUUUAAUAAAGUUAUUGAUUGCA